CAGUCGUGUGCGGUCUGUCAUUUGUUUCACCGCGGAUUAAUUUCGUUUAUUUACUCCUCGUUAUUGUCAUCGCCUCCCUCCCGUCUUCAGCGGCAGACCGGUAAAAAGAAGAAAAAAAGGGGGGAGCUCAGCGGAAUCGACGGGAGAUUAAUUUGCGGUCCGCUAUCCAUCCACGCGGACUCCAUUCAGUGGUUUCGAACGACGAGAGGAGUCAGCCAGGUCUCCCGGAUGACCGCCAGAUCCGUCCACGUGAGAGAGCAAACCCCCAGAGAGAUCGUACCAUCGCGGAAACGACGACGUUAACUUCCGAUGGAAUUCGAGGAGCACACUACGCGGAUGAGUUAUUAUUGUUAGAUUACAAUUCGUCACGGGAAUCGCGAAGUUCUUCAUGGUGGAGCCGCCGCACGAGUUUUCGUCGUCGCCGUAGUGAAAGAAUCCGUCCGAUCGCAACCUCGCUGCGCGAGAACGUGCGAUCUUCAAAUUACUAUCUUCCCGAAAAAUCCGCGCGACGUAGAUUCGCGAUAUCAGUAAGACUAACAGUAUAUAUAAUCACCGUAUUUAAUCGGCGAAGAUCAGUCGGUCAUUGUAUCCUCGCGCGGGCCGCGGGGUUUAUCGGGAUCGCGAUUCGUCUAGAUUUUUGUCUGGGAAACUUGCAAAUCAUACUUGGAUAGAUUUAAUAAUCUGCUGAUAAGUUAUUAUCUCGUUAUAUUAUAAAUGUAGCCUUUACGAGAGAGAAAAGACAGAAGGGUACGAGAGACCUUGGGUAGAACUCUCAGUAUAUAAUUCUCGCUCGAUCGGAACUCACGUGAGCGCAUCGUGCUCCACGAGAAGAGGGGAAACAGAAAGAGACAGAGAGAAAAUAAAGGCCUCUAACGCGCGAGAGUUUAAGCUGGAUCGUAGAAUAAGGAAAUAAUUCGCGCGUUCAAUUAAACGAGGGGAACGACAUUUCCAUAUGCGCGGAGUGACAAUGUAAAUCCGGAGGAUUCGGUGCACUUCAAACGUCAUCAGAGAAAGAAAUAAAGCAAGUUUCUUUGCAAGUCAAACAUCUUCGCGUCCACGUUUCAAUUCGCAAGAGAUCGCCAUGGGUCGAGCGGAGAAAAUCCAGUCGGGCAAUCCCAUGACGGAAUUUAGUAGCAGCACAAAGAUUGCUCCGAAUAUUGGUGAAUAUUCGGAAAGGGAUGAAUUGUAUGAUCCCUUCGAGCAUCGUGACAAACGACAUGCGACUUCGGAUCUGGGAGCCUUGGCGCACCUCCUGAAAUCCUCUCUGGGGACAGGAAUUCUGGCUAUGCCGCACGCGAUAAAGAACGGCGGGCUACUGUUCGGCGGGAUCGGCACGAUUAUAAUUGGCAUAAUUUGCGCCCAUUGCGUGCAUAUACUGGUGCGUUCAUCUCACGUGCUCUGCCGGCGGACCAAGACGCCGCAGAUGACGUACGCCGAGACGGCGUACGCGGCCUUUCUCUGUGGUCCGAAGUCGCUCAGGCCUUGGGCCCACAGCAGCAAGAUAUUCGUGAACACGGCGCUGUGCGCGACAUACGUGGGUGGGUCGUGCGUUUACGUCGUGUUCAUUUCUAAGUCCCUUAAGCAGAUCGCGGAUUUCCACACCAACAGGGAAAUGGACAUACAAUUGUUCAUCCUCUCACUGAUCCCGGCCUUGGUGCUGCUCGGUCAAGUGCGUGAUUUGAAGUACAUGGUGCCGUUCUCGAUGCUGGCGAACACCUUCAUGAUAACCGGCUUCUCAAUCACGCUCUACUACAUCUUCAGUAGUAGCGACCUGCAAUCGUUCAAGAACGACAAGCUGUUCGCCUCGGUGGAGCAGCUGCCCCGUUUCUUUGCGACUGUGAUAUUCGCCAUCGAAGGUAUCGGCGUUGUGAUGCCCGUGGCUAACAACAUGAAACAGCCGCAGCACUUCCUGGGAUGUCCUAGCGUACUCAACGUCACGAUGUCGAUAGUCGUCGGCCUUUACGCUAUGAUGGGCGUGUUCGGUUAUGUCGCAUUCGGCGAGAAAUCGGAGGCCAGCAUCACGUUAAAUUUACCAACGGAGGAAAUUCUGGCACAAGUAGUAAAGGUCCUCAUUGCCGCGGCCGUCCUCUUCACUUAUGGCCUGCAGCUUUUCGUGCCGCUCGAGAUUAUAUGGGAUUCCGUAAAGCCCUUCUUCAGUCAUAGGUACGCGGCCAGCGGUGAGGCGAUGCUAAGGAUAUGCAUCGUCAUAUUAACAGUGGUCAUGGCGAUACUAGUACCCGAUUUGGAUCCGUUCAUUUCGCUAGUCGGUGCAAUAUUCUUUUCUAUCCUCGGCAUCAGCAUUCCAGCCGUUGUCGAGACGAUUUCGUGCUGGGAAAGCCAUUUGGGCAUCUUUAAGUGGCGGUUAUGGAAAAACAUUGUAUUAGUUACGUUCUCGUUAUUAGCGUUAAUAUUUGGCUCGUGGAUCUCAGUUCAAGAUAUAAUCGAGCUUUAUAGCAGUGAUAAAAAGUAAUAUUUUAUUUAGUGAUUUAUCUCGAUUUUCUUAUACAACUGGAAUUCCAGUGUCGACAAGAAACGCAACGAAGUUUUUAAUGAAAACAACUAUAAUUAGUAUACAAGAUACAUUUUUAUACAAGAUACAUCUCUUGCGUUUGUAUUUGACUCGUGGAUCUCAGUGUUAGAUAUAUAAUAAACUAUUAUAGUUGAUAAUAAAUUUUAUAAAUUUACUGUUUUA
Monomorium pharaonis (pharaoh ant) is the source of this 2692-nucleotide messenger RNA. RefSeq names its product proton-coupled amino acid transporter-like protein pathetic. The transcript is spliced from 8 exons. The record is from RefSeq and is a predicted model, not a curated record. Bases 1082 to 2470 code for a protein of 462 amino acids. Gene Ontology annotation, molecular function: amino acid transmembrane transporter activity. Gene Ontology annotation, cellular component: vacuolar membrane. Gene Ontology annotation, biological process: amino acid transmembrane transport. Lineage: Eukaryota; Metazoa; Arthropoda; Insecta; Hymenoptera; Formicidae.